GGGGGAAAAAAAGUAAACCCAUUACUUCCUCUUUCUUUUCUUCCUUCUGGCAUCUGCCAUUGGCAGAGAAAAAAAGAAGAAGAAGAAGAAGCUGAAUUUCAAUGGCUGCAACAGCUACAAGAACCCAAAUUCAACCUCCAAACCCUUUGCUCAAACCUCCACAAAGAUCAAACCUUGUUUGUUUCUCUUUUGCUGCAUAUUCCAAAGCUCUUAUCCACCAUCUCGGAUCCCUCGACAUCCCCAUCCUCCCCGGCUUAACUGACCAAGAAUUCUCCUCCAUCGAAUCUACUUUCCAUUUCACCUUCCCUCCCGACCUUCGUUCUAUACUCCGAGAAGGCCUCCCAGUCGACCCUUCUUUCCCGAACUGGCGAUCUUCAUCCCCUCAGCAGCUCAACGUUCUCCUCAACCUUCCUUUGUUGUCUCUUUCGAAGAAUAUUAAGCUGCGCAACUUUUGGUCCGAGUCAUGGGGAGCUAAACCUUCGAAUCCCAAUGAAGCUCUGGCUUUGGUUGAAAAAUUGUUUAUGACGGCGCCCCUUUUAGUUCCCAUAUAUCGAAACUGUUAUAUCCCUUCGACACCAAACGUGGCGGGAAACCCUGUUUUCUACGUUGAUGGGGAGGAAGUUAGAAUCUUGAGCUUUGAUGUCGCUAGGUUUUUUCAGGAAGUUGAAUUUUUUAGAAGAGGUGGGGUUUUCAAGUCUUUCACGAGGAGGAAAAGCAAUGGUGUCAAUAACAAGGUGCCGGUUUGGGCGGCGACUUCCGCUCGGAUGAUUGAGUUUUGGACAGACGUGGCGGAGAGAGGGAGGAGGGUGGUGGCGCGUGGGGUGACUACGGGGUGGUGGAGUAAGGGCGACCCGGUGGAUGAUGACUUCGGGUUGGGCAGAUGUUUGGAGGAAGUGUUCUGGAGAUUGCGAGAUGGAGGGUGGAGGGAGGAGGAAGUGGGGGAGAUGAUGAUGAUGGAUGGCUGUGAUCAAAGCGAGAACAAAGAGAAUAAUGCGACCUCAUCGUUGCGGGUUUUGUCGGUUGUGUUGUUACGCGCGGGAUGGAGUAGGGAAGAUGUGGUGUACUCGCUUAAUGUCGACGACGCUGAAGAAAAACCAUUUUUGGAACCUGAAUCUCCAAAUAGCUAAUUCCAUUGUUGAGGGAGAUGAUAAUGGAAAUAGCAGAAUCUAACCGCCGAUUGAAGUGCAGUGCACAAACAUUUCAAUUAUUCUUUUCAUACAUUUACAAAAAAGGUAGCUUCUUAUGAUGGUUAGAUACUUUUGGGUCGCGUAUAGAAACACAAAUGAAUAUUAGGGUCAAUGAUCCCUUUCAUAGAA
Molecule: messenger RNA, 1316 nt
Organism: Hibiscus syriacus
Lineage: Eukaryota; Viridiplantae; Streptophyta; Magnoliopsida; Malvales; Malvaceae
Exons: 1
Coding region: 102-1127 (341 amino acids)
Source: RefSeq, a predicted model, not a curated record